This is a messenger RNA of Cheilinus undulatus (humphead wrasse), 2823 nucleotides long. Its product is annotated as zinc finger protein 706. Bases 138 to 368 code for a protein of 76 amino acids. The transcript is spliced from 3 exons. Lineage: Eukaryota; Metazoa; Chordata; Actinopteri; Labriformes; Labridae. The record is from RefSeq and is a predicted model, not a curated record.
AGAAGCAGCUCCACAAGCGUUAGCCAACACGGGAAGCGGUGAAACGUCUGGAGGACUCAGUUUAGCGUUCCUUCUAAUUUAUUCUGGUGGCUGUAUUUUCCAUUUGACAGUUCUUAUUCAUUGGUCAAGCAUCAAAUAUGGCCCGUGGGCACCAGAAGUUCCAGUCCCAGCAGAAGAAUGCCAAAAAGCAGGCAGACAUCAAGAAGAGCAAAGGCCAUGACCAGAAAGCAGCAGCUAAGGCUGCUUUAGUAUACACAUGCACUGUGUGUCGGACACAAAUGCCUGACCCGAAGACUUUUAAGCAGCACUUUGAAAGCAAGCACCCAAAGUCCCCAAUGCCGCCGGAGUUGGUUGGUGUAGAGGCGUAACAGAUCCACCCCUCUGUAAUUAGGUAUUUUAGGACUGAUUCCAGACAAGCUUUUACAUUUUGCAAUGUUUCAGAUAAUAUAUCCAAAGUAUUACUUUAAUUAGAUAUCAUGCUGCCUAAUUUUGUAAUUUGUAAGAGGCUAUUUUCUGCAGAGAUAGCACUUGCCUGUCUGUGCUCCUGUAGUCAGUUUUUGUCCAGAUUGUAUUUUUUGAAAACUAUCUUGACUUGCGGGUAUUUGAUUUGGUGCCAACUGUGAAUGCAGACAGCUACUCUGUACUGGUUCAUACUCAAACUAGACACUACCUGUGAUGGUAUGCAAUAUUACUAACUGAUCAUUUAGACGUGUAAUGCUCAUAAGACUAGCUAGAUCUUACUGAACCAUGAUCUCAGGACUUCUACACAGGACAAGCUCUGAACUUGAAAGACAAAGAAAUUAAUUGGCAAUGGCUUUUCCAGGCAAUGUAUAAUACUGAGGAGAUAAUCAUGUCUUUUUUAACAUAUAUACUAUGAAACCCACUAUGAAAACCUGACAUUUUUAACAGAGACAUAAUAGUUUAUACAGAGUUACGUUGGACUUCAUAAUGUGAUAGUAAACACUUUAAGUAGUUUCAGAUUUACUUCAAAUCUGCACUGAUAUUUUCUUUUACCCAGUAAUUAUAAAAAAAUAGGAAGAUUGUGUAGUUUUUCUGUUUCCAGGAUAUGCUCUACACAUUGUAAUACUCGGGUACUGCAGUUGUGGAUUGGACUUUCCCUCUUAGUUGAUGAAAUGUGAAUAGAUUGGUCCCCUCUGUGACUAAGUUCUAUUCAGGAGAGCUGUCAAAUUUGGCCUAUGAUGGCAGUGCAGGUGUACCCAUAUCACAGCCUUCCAUUACACAAUGUUUUUGUUAUCUAUUUAACAGAGCAGUGGUUCUCAACUUUGGGGCCGGUACCCCCUUGGGGAUCGCGAGACACUGAGAGGGAGUCUCCAGAUGCCCUAAAAACACUAUGAAUAUUUUUAAAAUUACACUUUUGCCACUUCACACCAAUUUUGUCAAUUUUUUUACCCCUUUUCACUAUUUUUCCCACAAUUUUUAGCACAUUUUUCCCAUUUAACACCUAUUUUGGUCCAUUUUAAACUCUUUCCAUCAAUUUUUUCUGCCUUUUUUUGCCACUUUUAAACAAAAUGUUGCCUCUUAAGUUUAAUGUUGCCUUUGCUGACCCAUUAUUGCCACUAUUAACCCUUUUUUACCCCCAAUUUUUCCCAUUUAAACCACAUUUCACCAUUUGAUAUGCCCAAUUUUGGUAGUUUAACCAACUUCUGCCAAUAUCUGCCUAUUUUUUCUUUUUCAGUUAACCCUUUUUUGCCAGAUUAUAUCAAUUUUUCAUCAUAUUUCCAACCAUUUUUGCCAAUUUAAAGCAAUUUUAGCCACAUUUUAACUCCCUUUUUCCACUAUUGGUGCCCAAUUUCGCCACCCAUUUCUGCUACUUUUAAAAUUCAACUUCACCAACUUUUCCAAUAUUUUUUCCAUUAUUAACCCAUUUUAGCAAUUCUUAAACCAUUUUCAUUUUUUUUUGACAAAAGGGAUUUACAAUUUUAAGAAUGCCUUUGACUUUACAAAUGAUUAAAAAAGAUACUUGUUUUAUUGGUAAGUGUGGUUAUUAUUCAGGUUAAAUAUAAAAUAUUUCUAUCACAGCUUAACUUCACUAUGGAUCAUGGUUUUGCUGACCUCCAUGGGCCCCCAGUUUGGUUGGGUACCAGAAAGCUCUCUCAUUUAUCCCCCUUUAUCCCACAGAGGUACAGUGGGGUUCCCCGGUCUCUGGAACCUUUAUUUGGGGGUCACAGGCUGAAAGGGUUGAGAACCACUGUAACAGAGCGAUGUGAUGACUGCAUUAAACAUUAAUUUACACUGAUAGAGGGGGUCUAACGAAGAUACAUGUUUGCACUGGGUGUUAUAAAAGAGUCCAUAUUCCCAUCCUCCAAGUAUGUCACUGUAAUGACAAAUGCGUGGCAUUGUUAUGUGUUCUGUGCAUUUUGAUAACGAUGUUUUUGAAAGUCUUCACCACGUUUCUACUUUGCUCCGUAUCCUGUCAUCUCAAUGGUGUGUUUGAAAAGUGGCUCUAAAGUGGAGUUCCUGGUUCCCCGGUGUUAUGUCGUCAUGGUGAUACUAAAGUAUUUGGAUAAUGAGCCUGUGUUAAAUGUUUUCAGUUCAUAACACUGUUAAGUUAGCUAUAGUAGGCUUAUAGUCGGCUUUUAUAUAAGUUUGUUCUAACAGCAUGCUAACAGUGACAGAAUUUAUUUUAUAGAGGGAACUAUUUUCAGUACGUUUAAACCUACUGGUCGUUAACCACUGACAAUUUCAUCACUGUGCUAAAGUCUGGACUGACAACCAGCCAUGUUUUUACUUUUUUGUAUCUUUGUCCACACCAUGUUAUGUAAAGCCCUUUAAUAAAGGUGAUACUUUUAUAAAAACUAAAAA